GGUAAAACACGAACUAAAGAUAAAUAUAGAAAUGUCUACACAGAUCAUCAACGAUUAGAACUGGAAAAGGAAUUCCAUUACAGUAAAUUUAUCACCAUCAGAAGAAAAACUGAACUUUCAGCUAAACUUAAUCUUUCUCAAAGACAGGUGAAAAUCUGGUUCCAAAACAGGAGAGCCAAAGAACGAAAACAGAAUAAAAAG
Molecule: messenger RNA, 201 nt
Organism: Lottia gigantea (owl limpet)
Lineage: Eukaryota; Metazoa; Mollusca; Gastropoda; Lottiidae
Exons: 2
Biological process (GO): animal organ morphogenesis; regulation of transcription by RNA polymerase II; anterior/posterior axis specification
Cellular component (GO): nucleus
Molecular function (GO): RNA polymerase II transcription regulatory region sequence-specific DNA binding; DNA-binding transcription factor activity, RNA polymerase II-specific
Source: RefSeq, a predicted model, not a curated record